GUCCUGGUGGGCCGGGGUCAGGGUUUCACACCUUCCAGAGUGAUAGGCUGCGACGUGGGGCCUGAUGGGCGCUUUCUGUGCCGGUACCUUCGUGAUGCCUAUGAUGGCGUAGAUCACAUCACCCUGAAUAAGGACCUGUGCUCCUGGACCGAGGCAGACUCCACCGCGCAGAUCACCCGUCUGAAGUGGGAGGCGACUGGUGUGGCCCAGCGGUACUGGAACUACAUGGAGGGCAGAUGCAUGGAGUGGCUCCACAGGCACCUGGAGAAGGGGAAGGAGAUGCUGCUGCGCACAGAACCCCCCAACACACAUGUGACCCGCCACCCCAUCUCUGACCAUGAUGUCACCCUGAGGUGUUGGGCCCUGGGCUUCUACCCUGUGGAGAUCACUCUGACCUGGCAGCAUAAUGAGGAGGACCUGACCCAGGACACAGAGCUUGUGGAGACCAAGCCCACAGGGGAUGGAAACUUCCGCGACGACAACGACGAUUCCGACGAGGUCAUUCCCAAGAAGGCCGCUCCGGACGAGGCUGCUCCGCACGAGGCUGCUCCGCAGAUGAGGCCGCUCCCUGGGCCGCUCACCAAGGAGGCCUCUUCCCAGACGAAGCCGCUCCCCGGAAUGACACAGCUCUGGCGAGGCAGCGGCUCAGGGUUCACGGCGAGGUUGCUGGCGUCUAGGCCGUUCCCUGCGGCACCGCUGCCGAGGGUCGUGGUGUGUGGGCAGGGCCACUGGCAUCGGGGCUGCUGGUGUCUUGGUGCCGCAGGCUUCUCGGGGCCGCUGGCGGCGCAGGACCGCUGGCGGCGCUUAUAG
This is a messenger RNA of Lutra lutra (Eurasian river otter), 810 nucleotides long. RefSeq names its product class I histocompatibility antigen, Gogo-OKO alpha chain-like. Gene Ontology annotation, molecular function: peptide antigen binding; signaling receptor binding. The record is from RefSeq and is a predicted model, not a curated record. The annotation marks the transcript as partial. Gene Ontology annotation, biological process: antigen processing and presentation of endogenous peptide antigen via MHC class I via ER pathway, TAP-independent; antigen processing and presentation of endogenous peptide antigen via MHC class Ib; positive regulation of T cell mediated cytotoxicity. Lineage: Eukaryota; Metazoa; Chordata; Mammalia; Carnivora; Mustelidae. Gene Ontology annotation, cellular component: external side of plasma membrane. The transcript has 4 exons.